Molecule: messenger RNA, 1009 nt
Organism: Xylaria bambusicola
Lineage: Eukaryota; Fungi; Ascomycota; Sordariomycetes; Xylariales; Xylariaceae
Exons: 2
Coding region: 155-757 (200 amino acids)
Source: RefSeq, a predicted model, not a curated record
GCGCAUGCAAGUAAUAGUACUUCUUCACUGGGAAACAUAUAUGUAAUUGAAAAUGGUAUAUAUAGGAAGCCUUUAACCGCAAAGAUGUCAGCCAUCUUCUCAGUUCAGAACACAACCGAUACGCACGAGAACUUUAUAAUUAGUUGCUCUCAAAAUGGCAAUCAUCGAAUUUGUUCUACUGAAACCCAAAAAAGAGCUCUUCGAAGAGUUCAAGGAAAAGAUACUGCCGACAUUGGUAAACAAUCUAUACGCAUCCGGUGUUCAGAACAAAAAGGGAGCUGGUAUUGUCGCGACGGAGAAUGGCCGAGAAUUGAAGGAUGAAGAGUUCACGGCAGCUUACUUCUUUCAAUGGACCAGUGUGCAGCAUUUCAAGAGCUUCGUUGUGUCACCCGAAUACCGUGAAUUCGGUUCCCAGGUCAAGAAAGGGGGAUACGCUAGCGGGCCAGCGGAUUUAAGACUCAUCGAUUUCCCCGAAGAUUCGUCAUGGAUAUUUGGAUCGAAUACGGUCGCUGAAUUCCUUAUCAUCAAGCCUAAAGAUGCCUCAGAGUCAAGCGUACAAAAUGUCUUGCAGAAACUCCAGUCCGGGCUCCCCCAGUUCAACGACUCUAAAGCGGUUGUCGGGAGCACCUUAAACCUAGAACGUCAAGAAGUUGCCGUUGUGAGCUCAUACGCAAGCGAUGCUGUAAGUUACCUAGCCUUUGAAACACAGCCCCUACAUACCAUUUUCUUCAUACCGCAAAAUGGACGUAGAAGCUAAAGCGGGUGAUCGAUGCAUUAACUGACAAUCUGAAUAAAUAGGAACUUGAGACUGUGAAAGCAUCAACAGCUCGACAGCAACUUCUGGCAGAAGUCUCAAACACGGCAGACGUGACGAGCCUAAUUGUGCAUUUCCAGUAAAACUCCGUACACGUUGAAUAGUUGUCAUUGUGGUGUGGACAUAUAGGCCGAAGAUACCGAAGAUGCCGGAAAAGAGCGCAAAUACUCUUAUGUAAGCACAAACACGUGGUGG